Molecule: messenger RNA, 1064 nt
Organism: Ananas comosus (pineapple)
Lineage: Eukaryota; Viridiplantae; Streptophyta; Magnoliopsida; Poales; Bromeliaceae
Product: vesicle-associated membrane protein 721-like
Exons: 5
Coding region: 285-947 (220 amino acids)
Biological process (GO): vesicle-mediated transport
Cellular component (GO): membrane
Source: RefSeq, a predicted model, not a curated record
AGAAAGGAAGCUUCCCCCUCACCCUUCCUUCUCCCCAAAACCUUUCACAUCUAAACCCCUUCCACACUACGAAAUUAGACCAUUUCUUAUAAUAUAUAUAUUAUAUAUAUACUUUUCGCCGGUGCUAAUUAAUCUCGCCCACCCUUUUCUACCAAAACAAAAAGUAACAGCGGGCGAAUUCCUUCGUUUCCCCUCUCCGCAUCGGCGAUAUCUAGGCUUAGGGUUAGGGUUAGGGUUAGGGUUUGAUCCUCGGAGGAGGAGGAAGGAGGAGAGGAGGAGAGGAGAUGGCGCAACCGUCGCUGAUCUACAGCUUCGUGGCGCGGGGGACGGUGAUCCUCGCGGAGUACACGGAGUUCAAGGGCAACUUCACCACGAUCGCGUUGCAGUGCCUCACGAAGCUCCCCGCGAGCAACAACAGGUUCACCCACACCACCGACGGCCACACCUUCAACUUUCUUGUCGAGGACGGAUACACAUAUUGUGUAGUUGCAGUUGAAUCAGUAGGCAGACAAAUGCCCAUUGCCUUCUUGGAGAGGAUCAAGGAGGAUUUCAUCCAAAGAUAUGGUGGAGGCAAAGCUGCAACAGCUGCAGCCAGCAGCCUAAACCGAGAGUUUGGGUCGAAACUUAAAGAGCACAUGCACUAUUGUGUGGAGCACCCUGAGGAGAUUAGCAAGCUGGCGAAGGUGAAAGCUCAGGUUUCAGAAGUCAAAGGAGUCAUGAUGGAAAAUAUUGAGAAGGUUAUAGAACGCGGGGAGAAUGUCGACCGUCUUGUUGACAAGACAGAAAAUCUUCGCUUCCAGGCCAACGAUUUCCGACAGCAAGGAACGAGGGUGCGGAGGAAGAUGUGGCUUCAGAACAUGAAGAUCAAGCUAAUUGUCCUUGGCAUCAUAAUCGCUCUCAUCCUUAUCAUAAUCCUGUCUGUGUGCCAUGGCUUCAAAUGCAAGUAAUUAAUCGGUCUUCAACCACCCAAAGAUAUAGCUCUUACCCUAUAUACAACUGCUGCUUGUCUGAAUAUAGUGGUGUUUGGUUACUGCAUAGGAACUCUAUUGCUACUUUGUGACCUA